UCAGCUGCUGCUUAGCUUGCCGUUUCGUGUCGCGCUUCUUGUCCGCUUUCAAUGUUUUCCGUUUUAUUUUGUUAUUUCUGUGAUGCAAACCGAUUUUUUAACUAAUAUUUAUAUUAUUACGUUAAUGUGAAUGAAACUGUGCAAUAAAUACAGUGGUAUCAGCCCCCGGACAACAGAAAGAAAGAGAUUUUGCCCGGAGUCAUAUAUCAUUGUAAAGGAGCUCUCUUCAAAAGUUGAGCCCCGCACCGCACCGGCUUGCUCGCUGACCGCCGAGCCGCUAAUCUAGCUUUUUCGCGCCCCACCGUCGCCCGCCCAGACCCGCACCGGCCGCCGCCAUGCUCGCGCACCAAGCACCGCUCGCCCUCUACUAAACUCAACCGUCAACAUCGAUUAGAACGCGUGUGAUAAUAAUAAUUUAAUACUCGCCUAAAUAAGCUUGCAACGUCGGUGUCUUUAAUUCUAACUUAAUUGUAAGAUUAAUCAACUAGUAAGUAGGUACCUAACGUGGUAGUCGCGCGUGAAUAGCCGCGGAGCCGCGUUCCGUGCGUGUGUGUAGUAGUGCAGUGAGGGUGCGCGAUCGCAACGCCAGUGGCCGCUACAGCAGAAGCUCUCUCUAGCCGUGUGACCAGCGCAUGCUGAGAGCGCGCGGGCGCGCUCGCCCCCCGCCGCCUAUGCGCCGCACUCGCUCUGCGUAACUGUGCGCGCAUCUACCGCCCCUGAAAUUAAUGGCAACAAUGGCCACCAUGGUGAACAUGAAUAACCUCUUAAACGGCAAGGACUCACGUUGGCUGCAACUCGAAGUGUGCCGCGAAUUCCAACGGAAUAAGUGCUCGCGACCCGACACCGAAUGCAAGUUUGCGCAUCCUCCGGCUACUGUCGAGGUGCAGAAUGGAAGAGUUACGGCCUGCUACGACAGUAUCAAGGGUCGGUGUAACCGCGAGAAGCCACCUUGCAAGUACUUCCAUCCACCGCAGCAUCUGAAAGAUCAGUUGCUUAUCAACGGCCGAAAUCACCUAGCACUCAAGAACGCACUCAUGCAACAGAUGGGCCUGACGCCGGGCCAGGUGCUGCCUGGCCAAGUCCCAGCUGUGGUGAGUCACCCACGCUACGCUCCUUCUGUUCACUACCGAAGCUUCGAGCGAUCGGACCUCGACACCCAUGUGGGUGGCGUGAGCGGUGCAGGCGCAGCCGCGAGCCACCUCGCCGCACUGGACCCGAUCAGUCUGGCCCUGCUCGCCCCGCAGUGUUGGUGUGGUGUGCAGGCGACGUCGCCGUACCUGUCGGGUGUGCCGGGCGUGGGCUCGACAUACGCGCAGUACUACGCGCCGCAGCUGGUGCCGGCCGUGCUGGGCCACGACCCCGCCGCCGCCGCCGCCUCGCCGCUCGGCGUCAUGCAGCAGCCCGUGCUGCAGCAGAAACUGCCGCGCACCGACCGCUUAGAGACGGCCGCCGCAGCCCAGCAGCCGGCAGCGAGUGCGACUUCGGAGCCGGGCAAGAAACGGCCGGCGCCCGCCGAGCUCGAGCCGCCACCGAUGGACAUGAAAAGCGUCGGAUCCUUCUACUACGAUAACUUCGCCUUUCCUGGCGUGGUGCCGUAUAAGCGACCCGCCGCCGACAAAGCGGGCGUGCCCGUGUACCAGCCGGCGACAACCUACCAGCAGCUGAUGCAGCUCCAGCAGCCGUUCGUGCCCGUGUCAUUUACUGGACACCCUCCCGGUGUGCCAAGAUUUUAAUCGACAAGGAUGUACAAGACCUACCUGCAGAUUUGUUCAUAUUCGUGAAGGGUGCGGGCUGCAGGUGGUGGGGUGCCGCGUGGUGGUGUGUCGCGACGCCGCCGCCGGCACGUGCCGCCGCGCCGCCUGCCGCUACUACCACAUCCCCGUGCAGCUGCCGCCCGCGCUGCGCCCCCCCUAACCGGCCCCGCCACCUUCCACCGCCGC
Messenger RNA from Trichoplusia ni (cabbage looper), 1940 nucleotides. RefSeq names its product protein muscleblind (gene mbl). The transcript is spliced from 11 exons. Gene Ontology annotation, molecular function: metal ion binding. The record is from RefSeq and is a predicted model, not a curated record. Lineage: Eukaryota; Metazoa; Arthropoda; Insecta; Lepidoptera; Noctuidae. The coding region runs from base 726 to 1733 and encodes 335 amino acids.